AAUUCUGACUGUUUGUCUGGACUUUUGGGCCCGAAAGACAACACGCAAACGGUCACGCUGUGGUGCGUGUCCGUUUACGUGGGUCCUGCUGCGCCUUCGCUCCACCUCUGCGCCUCUGGAUCCCCAGAGCGCAAAGUUGACAGAAGGUAAUCCCCACCAUGUGAGUGGGCGGUGCACUGGGACCAGAGGCGUGCUUUUUUUCUUUCUUCUUUUUUGGGGGGUUUGUUUUGUGUUUCUAAUAUUCGCAUGCUUCUCUACCUAUAAAAAGGGCGCCUGUCUGUCUGCGUCAGACACUUUUCUCCAAUGCCUUCUCCUCCAAAGGUGACAGAGUAGGAGCCUGACUCUCCUGCCGGCAGAGAUGAUGGAUGACUCCAGCGGAGUCCAGAUGGCGCGGGCGCUGAAGCAGGCAGCCCUGUGCCUGAUGCUGCUGCCCCGCUUCCUCCUGGCCGCCGUCAUGCUGUGGCUCCUUGAUUUCCUGUGCAUCCGGAGGAAGCUGCUGCUGAAGAUGGGUGAGAGGCAGGACAGCCCGGACGACCCGCCGCUGUGCGUCUCCGACUCCAACAAGAUGUUCACGCUGGAGUCCCUGCGGGCUGUGUGGCACGGCCAGAAGCUGGACAUCCUCAAAACCGCGCACCUGGGUCAGACUGCGCCCAACACCGAGGUGGUGCUGGUCCAGGAGCGGAGGCAGGUCCGAAUCCUGGAUUGCAUGAAAGGGAAUAGACCGCUCAUUCUCAACUUUGGCAGCUGCUCUUGACCGCCGUUCAUGAUGCGUCUGGCGGCGUUUCAGCGCGUCGUGAGCCAGUACGCAGAUAUUGCGGACUUCUUAGUUGUAUAUAUCGAGGAGGCGCAUCCCUCGGACGGCUGGGUGAGCUCUGACGCGCCGCACCAGAUCCCCAAGCACCGGUGUCUGGAGGACAGACUCAGAGCCGCCGCGCUGAUGCUCACGGAGGUCCCCGGCAGCAAGGUGGUGGUGGACAACAUGGACAACUCGUCCAAUGCCGCGUACGGAGCCUACUUUGAGAGACUUUACGUCGUGAGGGAUGAGACGGUCGUGUACCAGGGCGGCAGGGGCCCGGAGGAAUACCGGAUCUCGGAGCUGAAAACGUGGCUGCAGCAGUACAGGAAGGAGCUGCUGCAUUCCCAGAACGCGGUGCUCCAUGUGUAGCUGCGCAGAACUUCUGUUAUUUUUGUACUGAAAAGAGUUGAUGAAAACCGGAUCUGAUGAUCCAUUUAUUUUUGUAUAAAUGCCGGUGUGUGUGUGUUCGUGCGCGCGCGCGUGUGGAUCGGUGGGUGCGUCCUCUCUGAUGCUCCAGCCCGGAGUCUGCGUGAAGUUCGGCUUUUAAAAGGCGCGUCCAGAAAACCGACACUGAUGUUUCUGACUCCACGUCAGCGGCAGGAUGCUCCCACUGAUCCACGCGUGAAACUGAACAAAUCUGUGGAAUAAAUGUGGCUCAUCUCCGACAUGUGAUGGGGACUAUAUUUAGUUUGGUCAAUGUGUGUCUGUUUGUCUCUUUUGCACUUAAAAAUCUGUUCAAAAUGCAUUUUAUUUGUGUGUAGAAAGAGAAUUAAAGCGUUAUUUAAAUAUAAAAAAGA
Molecule: messenger RNA, 1593 nt
Organism: Oryzias latipes (Japanese medaka)
Lineage: Eukaryota; Metazoa; Chordata; Actinopteri; Beloniformes; Adrianichthyidae
Product: thyroxine 5-deiodinase-like
Biological process (GO): thyroid hormone metabolic process
Molecular function (GO): thyroxine 5'-deiodinase activity
Source: RefSeq, a predicted model, not a curated record